AUGGACACAGAGUGCCGCGGGCCGCAGCAGGGCGGCUCGUCGUGCUGGGCGACGGGCGCCGCGGCUUGGAGUUCAUCGCAGCAGAAGCGCCAGCGAUGCGAGGGUUCUUCCAGCGACCAAGUUGGAUCCAGCACAAGUGCUUCUGUGCAAAUGUCUGAAUCAGAGCUACCAGAUACUGAUUACGCAGAAAAUGAGGAAGAGGAUUACUAUAUGGAUGAUGAUGAUGAUGAUUGUGAUGAUGAAAACGGCGAUGACUCUGAAUAUGAAUUCGAUGAAGCUGACUUUAAUCAGCAGCUUGCUGAUAAAUUUGAUGAUUUAGAUCUGCCUCCAGGUGUCGAGGCUACUGUACCAUGGCUGCAGAAACUUGCAGCCAAUGACGAGCAGGAUGGAGCGUCAGAUGAGUUAGUUGAGGAUGAAAUUACAAAGAAAUAUAAGGCAUUUCAACAAUUCUACACUGUUCAAAAUUUCUCUGACCACCAUUAUGCUAAUAAAUCAGUGGGGAAGACAAGCAGGGAAUGGGCAAAGAGAAUUCAACAUGACUGGAAACUUUUGGAGAAAGAUCUACCAGCUUCUAUCUUUGUCCGUGUUGCUGAAGAUAGAAUGGAUCUUCUGAGGGCUGCGAUUAUUGGCCCUAAGGGAACACCCUAUCAUGAUGGUCUAUUCUUCUUUGAUGCACAUUUUACCUCUAAUUAUCCUUCAGAGCCUCCGUUGGUGUAUUACCAUUCUGGAGGGCUUCGACUUAACCCGAACUUGUAUAAUUGUGGAAAAGUCUGCCUUAGCCUCCUUGGUACCUGGAGUGGUAGUGGUUGCGAGAAGUGGAACUCAGCUCACUCAACCAUGCUGCAGGUGCUCGUGUCCAUUCAGGCUCUCAUUUUGAAUGAGAAGCCAUACUUCAAUGAGCCGGGAUAUGCAGGCUCUGCGAAUACCGCAACUGGACAACAGCAUUCUGUAGAGUAUAACAAGACCACAUUUCUGCACUCCUGUAGGACUAUGCUGUAUUCACUUAGAAGGCCUCCGGAGCACUUUGGAGACCUUGUCGCCGGCCACUUCCGGGAACGUGGACGCACCAUUCUGGCAGCAUGCAAACACUACCUAGAGGGUAACAUGGUUGGAUCGGAGGUCCCCGAAGAGGAAGAAGCGGAAUACGACGGCACUGGAGCAUCUAGCAGCAGCAGCAGCAGCAGCAGUGUACCAAAGAAGCAAGAAGUGUUGAGGGUGGAUCCUCUGGGUAGGCGCACUCAGUUCACUGACAACCUCAAGACGCUGUUCGAAGAUCUUCUGAUGGAGUUCAACGUGAAGGGCGCUGACACUAGGAAGUUCCUGGAAGACAAGGUGAAGAAGAACCUGCCCGCAGCCUGA
Molecule: messenger RNA, 1359 nt
Organism: Triticum turgidum subsp. durum (durum wheat)
Lineage: Eukaryota; Viridiplantae; Streptophyta; Magnoliopsida; Poales; Poaceae
Source: the annotation of a GenBank genome assembly